AUGAAACAAGCAAUAACUUUUGAGAUGCUGCCAGCUGUUGAUGCCGCUUUAGCGGCUGGCUAUCGCUUGUUCGACACGGCUAAGUUUUACUUCAACGAAGCAGAGCUCGGACAAGCUCUUGAGAUAUGCCUUCCAAACCAUAAUCUUCGGCGGGAAGAUGUCUUCAUAACUACAAAGCUAUAUCCAAGUGGUAGCAACAAUUUUCUCGCAGAAAUAGAGAGCACUGUCGAAGAAUCCCUCCAUAAUCUUCGCACUGACUAUAUAGAUCUGGUGCUUAUUCAUUUUCCAAAGACGAAAGAAACGAAACUGGAUGAUCCCAAAAAUGCCAUCCAUCGAAGAAAUGCCUAUUUGGCUCUGGAAAAACUGAAAUUGUCUGAUAAGAUUCACUCUGUUGGGGUAUCCAACUACGAAAUACGUCAUUUAGAGGAAAUAAAAAAAUACGGCCAGAACAUGCCAGCUGUGAAUCAAGUGGAGUACCAUCCUCACUUCACGCGAGAUGAACUGAAGGACUACUGUGACAACAAUGGUAUUUUCUUCCAGGCAUAUUCAUCAUUAGCACGUCAAAACGAAGAUCUUCUCGAGCACGAAAUUGUCUCGAAAUUGGCCGAGAAAUACAACACUUCAGCGCAGGUCAGUCUGUCAACUAAUGUUUAA
This is a messenger RNA of Cylicostephanus goldi, 654 nucleotides long. NCBI's taxonomy places the organism in Eukaryota, Metazoa, Nematoda, Chromadorea, Rhabditida, Strongylidae. The record is from the annotation of a GenBank genome assembly.